AUGAAAAUUUCACUCCGCCUUUCCGCGCUUCAACUCCACACGACAUCCCCAACCGCCACAUCUUCCUUCGCCCCACCAUCUUCACCCACCUUCCGCGCUUCCAAACGCAGCAUGUCGGCGUUCCGCAACAUCGACGUGCACGCUGCACAUGUGCAGGAGCUGCAGCAGCGCAUCCAGCUCCAGCUCGCACACCACAACUACUCGGCACACGACGACCCCGUCAUGGCCGAGUACAUCGUCGUCAUGCUCGCCAAUCAAAAGACCGCCGACCAGGUCACCUCGGAGCUGCAGGAGCUCGUCGGUACCGAGUACGAUCCGGCGUUUACAGAGUGGAUCUGGACGCAGACGCAGGAGUGCCUCGACCAGGCUGAGCGUCCACAAGCAGCCAAAGAGGAGCAGCCGCCGGCGCGAAGACUGGAGAGGAGGAGAAGCAGGUCUCCCGUGGCAGGUGGAUCGCGUCACGAUGCGAGGCGAAGCAGGUCUCCGCCUCCACCGUACUCGCGGCAUGCAGACGAUGUGCGUGUGCGCGACGAUGUUUUCGAUGGCGAGGCACACUGGCGCCGAAAGGCCGACGAGAGACGCAGCCAGCCAAGGCCACCCGUGCAGCGUGGUGGCGCACCGAGAGUGUUCGAUGCCGCCAUGGGCGCUUUGCGCAAACCAGCGCAGAACACAAAGGAGCUCUUCCCUGCCGCAAGCGCCACCAGUGCCGAGGGGCUGAGCAUCUUUGGUCGGGCCGGCAUCCCCGAUCCUCGCGCACCGGCCUUCGUCCCCUCCACCGAAGCUGCCUCCGCUGCUCCCGCUCCCUCCGCUCCCUCGGGCGAACCAGCUUCGAUCCUGGCACGCAUUGAUCCGAUGCUACCGAACAACGAUGCUCCCCCCACCACCGCUGCUUCGGAGGUGGGUCGUUCGAGCGACUUCCCAACGGAGCCUAGCGAGACGUCGAUCUGUCGGUGGAAUGUGGGGUGUACGAAUCCGAUGUGCGCCUACUCGCACGCCUCGCCCGCCAACGCCGGCCCGGGCGGCGACCCGAACGCGCUCGUACUCAGCCAGCAAAACUGCCGCUUCGGCGCACGCUGUACCAACAAAGACUGCACGCGCAGCCACGUGAGUCCUGCCGUUGCACGCAUCCGACCCCCCGCGCCCGCAUUCGCACCUGCACCACCCAAGGUGCUGUCCAUGGACGCUGCGCUGCCGAGUCAGUCGUCGUCGCGACCGUGCAGGUUCGGUGCAGCCUGCACGAGGCCAGACUGCUUCUUUGCGCAUCCACAGCGCAGCUCAGCGGCGACGCCGUGCAGGUUUGGUCUCGGGUGUACGAGGCCAGAUUGCUACUUUACACAUCCGGAGGGACAGAGAGCAAUUGCAGCCGGUGGCACGGUUAAUAGACUCCAGGUCUUCGCUCAGCAGCAGCAGGACGAUGAGAUGGAGAGCAUCAUCCCCGGUGCAAACACAGCCCAGCCGGAACCGCUCAUGUCGUCGUAG
This is a messenger RNA of Moesziomyces antarcticus, 1479 nucleotides long. RefSeq lists its product as uncharacterized. Lineage: Eukaryota; Fungi; Basidiomycota; Ustilaginomycetes; Ustilaginales; Ustilaginaceae. The record is from RefSeq and is a predicted model, not a curated record. Bases 1 to 1479 code for a protein of 492 amino acids. Gene Ontology annotation, biological process: regulation of mRNA stability. The transcript has a single exon. Gene Ontology annotation, molecular function: poly(A) binding. Gene Ontology annotation, cellular component: cytoplasm; nucleus.